ACAUGUCAGCCGCCAUGAAUCUCGUGGAGAGCUGUCACCUCAGCACCGUUCAGCACCCAGUUAUUCCUCUGAACACUGGACACAUGGCAGUCGCCGUGAGCCUCGUGGAGAGCUGUCACCUCGACACCGUUCAGCAACCAACUAUUCCUCUCAAGAGUGGACUCAUGGCUGUCGCCGCGAGCCUUGUGGAGAGCUGUCAACUCGGCGCCGUUCAGCAACCAGUGAUUCCUCUAAAGAGCGGACACAUGGAGGCCGUUCCAUGUCCCCUUUGACUCCGAGACAUGAGCAAGCAAGCCAAGAACACGGUGAUCACAUUUUGAAAGACGGACAGCCUUAUACUCAUGGCCCGAGUACAUCAACAUCCAGCCAGCAAUUGAGUGGCUUUAUGAUGCAGGUACUGAAGUCGCUACACAUCAUGAGACAAACCCAACAACACCAAUCUGAGCAGCUCUUGAUGAUCACCGACAUGUUACACCAUGUGGAUGGGCCACCUGCUGAACCUCUAAGCUUUGCACAGUUCGAGACCCUACAGGAAUUCCUUGCCUUUGAGAAAGAGUUGACUGCAUGCGAACAAAAAAGGGUCCAACUGAAGCAGCAGAUGCAAGUAAUUGGGGGUGAUGAUGCGAAAGAUAAAACUGCCCGAAUUCUUCGCAAAAUGCUGUGCCACGAAGUGGGGGCAGCCUUCACAUGGUAUGGGACCAAGACAAAGGGAAAGUUCUCCAGUCUAGAGUUCUGCAAGGUGAUGUGUGCUUGCAUUACAGCAAGCAAGCCGAAGGAGGUGGCUGUUGGUACCCUGAAGGAAGUUGAAGCCACUACAAUGUCAUGGCUGCGCCAUGCCCAGGAGAGGCUUCAAAUGCAUUGCAAUAAGGAUGUGGAAGAACCCAGGGAGGGUCUGUGAAAGCAAGAUGGCCGGAAAGCUAUGGAUAGUCUGUAAGAGCCGGGAAAUGGUGUGUGCAAAUAAAAUAGAUGUUACCUUUUCUUACAGA
Molecule: messenger RNA, 986 nt
Organism: Ixodes scapularis (black-legged tick)
Lineage: Eukaryota; Metazoa; Arthropoda; Arachnida; Ixodida; Ixodidae
Exons: 10
Coding region: 260-898 (212 amino acids)
Source: RefSeq, a predicted model, not a curated record